Messenger RNA from Glycine soja, 1702 nucleotides. Its product is annotated as transcription factor SRM1-like. The coding region runs from base 439 to 1329 and encodes 296 amino acids. NCBI's taxonomy places the organism in Eukaryota, Viridiplantae, Streptophyta, Magnoliopsida, Fabales, Fabaceae. Gene Ontology annotation, molecular function: DNA binding. The record is from RefSeq and is a predicted model, not a curated record. The transcript has 3 exons.
UAUAUAUGCAGAGACAACAUUAUUUGACUCUUGUGGCUGUGUAUUGUGCAACAGUCCCUCAGAACUCGGCAGCUAGAAAGAUUGAAGCAUUGCACAACACAGAUAAAGCAAGUCAGAAAUUCACAAGUGUCUGGUUUUCCGAAUUUUGAAGUAAAUCACCUUUGAAAUUUCACAUACCUCAUAAGAUUUUUGGGAUUCCAUUGGUAUUGAACUCUGUUCAGCUUCCUGCCAUUUUCUGCACACCAGGCUUCACCUUGUAGUCCAACACAUCUGCUCCCUAAGUUUAUAGCAUGUCAGCAAGGUUGAUAUUUGUGGUACGCACUAUAGAACAACGCAGAGUUUGUGGUAUAUAAGAUGGCAUUAACCUAGAUUUAGAGCAGUUAGGUAGAAACCUUUCCUCUUCUAAUAAAACUCUGUAGUUGCUUCAAACAAGACUAGAUGACUGUGGAUGAAGUGGAUAGUAGCUCUGAGUGGAGCAGAGAGCAGGAUAAAGCAUUUGAAAAUGCGUUGGCAACUCAUCUGGAGGAUGCUUCAGAUCGAUGGGAGAAGAUUGUGGCUGACGUGCCGGGGAAGACUAUAGAAGAAAUCAAACAGCAUUAUGAGCUCUUGGUUGAAGAUAUUAACCAGAUCGAAUCCGGUUGUGUGCCUCUUCCGUCUUAUAAUUCUUCUUCAGAGGGCUCAACAAGCCAUGCUAGUGAUGAAGGAGCUGGCAAGAAGGGCAGCGGUCCUGGACAUUAUAGCAGUGAGUCUAAUCAUGGAACUAAGGCUUCAAGAUCAGAUCAGGAACGACGAAAGGGGAUUGCUUGGACUGAGGAUGAACACAGGUUAUUUCUUCUGGGCUUGGAUAAGUAUGGCAAAGGUGACUGGCGAAGCAUAUCAAGGAACUUUGUGGUGACAAGAACACCUACACAAGUAGCAAGCCAUGCCCAAAAAUACUUCAUUCGUUUGAACUCCAUGAACAAAGAUAGAAGGCGAUCCAGCAUACAUGAUAUCACCAGCGUUAUCAAUGGAGACAUUUCAGCACCUCAAGGACCAAUAACCGGUCAAACAAACGGUUCUGCUGGAAAUUCUACUGCCAAAGCAGCCAAAACGGACACCCCGGCAUCAACAGGGGUGCCAGGUGUUGGUAUCUAUGCUGCUCCAACCAUUGGACAACCAAUAGGAGGACCCUUAGUAUCUGCUGUUGGCACCCCAGUGAACCUUCCUGCACCUGCACACAUGGCAUAUGGAGUCCGAGCCCCGGUUCCCGGUGCAGUCGUACCUGGUGCACCAGUAAAUAUGGGCCCUAUGACGUACCCUAUGCCGCAUACAUCGGCUCCUCACAGGUGAAGUGCUGUUUAGAGGCCUAAUGUACAAAAGAAACAAGAGAUUAGUGGUGGCUUCUGCAGUGAAUGGAAUUCUUUUCUAGACAAUUGCUUUUUGCUUAUUAUAUGCAACAAUGAGUUAUGCAUAAUCAGUCAUUUCAAAUAAGCCAUAUGAGGAAGCAAUUGAACAUGGAAUGUUUGACAGCCUUGACAUAGGACAGCAUAAGUACGGUUGUUUUGUAGACAUUUGAAUUGGCUAUUGUUAAACCGUGCUACAGAGGAAGGUUCUAUGGAUUUUAAGUGUAAAUUAUUGUUUCACUCUUAGUUUUUGUAGGAAAUAAACUCUUCACCUGUGAAUCUAUGAUCUACCUUAAUUUUACGUGUGUAAGUUACUACAA